This is a messenger RNA of Ostertagia ostertagi, 1557 nucleotides long. The record is from the annotation of a GenBank genome assembly. NCBI's taxonomy places the organism in Eukaryota, Metazoa, Nematoda, Chromadorea, Rhabditida, Trichostrongylidae.
AUGUCGCCUGGACCUCCUGAUCUCUUGGAUAUUCCUGGUAAACGAGCCACAUUCACUUCCGGUAGUGAAGAAGAGAUUCGGCUCGGAUCCAGAGUCACCUUCAACGAUCAAUCGGUUAACAUUGAAGGUGUCGACUUCCAGAUGAAUGAGGCAAGCAAUCAGUCCGCCACGUUUCAUGAUGAUGAACACGUUCAAAAACGCGAGCAAUGGGAUAACAAAACACAAUUCUACAUGGGUGUUGUCAGCUAUGCCGUUGGAUUAGGAAACGUAUGGCGGUUCCCAUACUUAUGUCAGAAAAACGGCGGUGGAGCGUUCUUGAUUCCAUAUGUGAUUAUGAUGGUCCUACUUGGUUUGCCUUUGUUUUUGAUUGAAUUGGGUAUUGGACAGCGAUUACGAACUGGUCCAAUGGGUGUGUGGAAUGCAAUUCAUCCUUACCUCGGAGGUCUUGGUGUAUCAGCCGCUGUUGUUUCUUAUCUAGUAGCUCUUUACUACAAUGUAAUCAUCACCUGGUGUUUGUACUACCUCAAGGAAUCAUUCGCACUUAAUCUUCCGUGGGGAUCGUGUCCGCGGAGUGACAAUGGAACGAUAGAUAAGGAGUGCGCCAUGUCCUCAUCAACUACCAUGUACUUUUGGAACAGACAGGCUCUCGACACGACUGGGAGUAUAGGCGAUCUGGACAGUUUCAAUCAGCACAUUACAAUAUCCUUGAUUGUUGCUUGGUUCUUGAUCUACCUCUGCGUGAUGAAAGGAAUCAAAAGCAGUGGAAAGGCUGCUGAAGGAACUGGUCUAGCAUUCGUCGUAUUUACCGAAGCAAUUCUGAAGUUUCCAUUUCCACCAGCUUGGUCGAUCCUCUUCUUCUUGAUGCUUCUUUCUCUCGGUCUCGGAAGCAUGUUUGGUACUCUCGAGGGUGUAAUCACUUCUUUGAAUGACUCGCAUUUAAUAACCGUCACAAAGCCAGUGCUCACAGCAGUACUUUGUGCGUCAGCUUGCCUCGUCGGACUGCUUUUUUCAACCCGAGCCGGACAGUACUGGGUAGCUCUUUUCGACUCAUUCGCUGGCUCUUACGCGCUGAUGUGCGUAGCCUUUUUCGAGGUGAUCGCAGUAGUGUAUGUGUACGGAUAUAGACGCUUCUCCCGGGAUAUUGACUUUAUGACUGGUUCGACUCCUGGCCAGUACUGGUUGAUAACCUGGCGUUUUGUCGCGCCGAUCAUCAUGGCUGUGUUAUUCACUUGCAGCGUUGUGCAGAGUUUCUCGAGGCCAACUACAUAUUAUGCAUACGACAAAGAAACGACGAAGCUCAAGGAAACCGAAUAUCCUAUAUGGGCGAUGUUCAUCGCUUUGGGUAUGGUACUGCUGGCAAUCCUACCCACAUUUAGCGUCUGGUUCUUGCGAUACUUCAAGAUCUGGAAACUUGAAGCAGACAUUCCUGCGGCGUCGAAGUGUUUGGGUACAACACAAAGCACGACGUACAUGUUGAAGAGUGAGCAAAGCUUCAAUCGGAUGACAGAAUCGAAUGUUUCUGUGGCUGAAAUGGAGCCUAUCACAACAACUCGUUAG